GCCCCAACUGCUCUUCAUACUCAUGGAAUUGCUAAAGGAAAGACUGUCACAUCACAUCCUUCUGUCAAAGAUAAACUGGAUGGUAUGUUUUCACAUGACUGCAUACAUUUUUCAUUCUAAAUUGGAAAAUAAACAAAUAUUUGUGUAGCCUGCAUAUUUUUGUAAAAAGUUAAAACUAUACCGUGAGCUGCUUAUACCAUUUUAAGGAAGUUAAUUUUAGCAAUUGGGUUGAAUUUUUUUUGCCAAGUCUUCACUGAAAUUAUUGCUUGACUCACCAGGCAGCACUGUGUGUCCUGUAACCAUAAAAUUGCCCCUAAAGUGUUUUAUUUAGUUGACCUAUUAUUAUUUACCCCUUGUAAAAAUUUAUUAGCGAUCGCGCCGCGAUCGCUGUCAAAAUCGCGUAGCGUUUUUGGCCGGAUUUCGCGGCGCGAUCGCUGCGUUAUUCGCGGAGCGAUGGGAGCGAUCGCGGCGCGAUCGCUGUCAUCAAUCGCUUAGCGUUUUUGGCCGGAUUUCGCGGCGCGAUGAGAGCGAUCGCUCAGCGAUCGCUGUCGUCGAUCGCUUAGCGUUUUUGGCCGGAUGUCGCGGCGCGAUGAGAGCGAUCGCUGAGCGAUCGCUGUCAUCAAUCGCUUAGCGUUUUUGGCCGGAUUUCGCGGCGCGAUGAGACCGAUCGCUGUCAUCAUAUCGCUUGGCGUUUUUGGCCGGAUUUCGCGGCGCGAUGAGAGCGAUCGCGCCGCGAUCGCUGUCAUUAAUCGCUUAGCGUUUUUGGCCGAAUUUCGCGGCGAGAUGGCAGUGAUCGCUCAGCGAUCGCUGUUGUCGAUCGCUUAGCGUUUUUGGCCGAAGUUCGCGGCGUGAUUGGAGCGAUCGCGCCGCAAUCGCUGUCAUUGAUCGCAGAUGGUUUUCGGCCGAAUUUCUCGUUGCGAUCACGGUCCGGACGAAAAAGACAUAAAUGAGUAUUUCUUAUCUCAGAAGAAGAGCAGUGAGCUGAAAUUUGUCCCGAAAGUUGCAGUAACAUUUUACUAACUUGUGACAAACGGAGAGCUUCUGAGCUUUGCCGAAAAUCGUGCAUCAUAGAAAACGACCGCUCCGUUUGAAAGCCCCUGGUCCGGCCAGUGGUUCCGGCCACUUUGGCUACUUAAAUUGGAAGCCGACAUCAAAAGUGCGUAAAAAGAAACCUUCCAAGCACCAUCUGAUCUAAAUUCCUGUAUAAUUUUUAUAGGCUGCUCACUUAAAAUUCGAAACCAAACUGAGAUUUCUGUGUAAAGAGCUAACGUUAGGUCUCUCGAAGAAACUAAACCGUGAAAAGGUCAAUUUGCCACCAUUUUAAAUGAAUUCAGUCAAAGUUUAGAGGGAAAAAAUAUUUGUCGUCGCUUGUUUACGUCCUCAAGAAACACCUCCCAUCACCAAAAUGUUGUCUAAGUCAUGCCGCGACCGAAAAGCGUGCGUCAUAAUGCACGUGCAGGACGUGCAGAGUAAUGUUUUCCUUGUUAGGCUCAUUGCUUGCCAAGUUUUUUGACUUUGCUAAAUGCUACAGCUCCCAAAUGAAAUAUAAGUUUCAUUUUAUGGCCUUCUAUAUCACUGCUUAAUAAAUAAAGUGCAGUGUUACUGGGAAAUUUUCAAACAGGCUUUCCCUUUUCAAUCACUAUUUGGCUAGUUUGGCCGGACCAAGGACAUAGUACGCAAAAUUUAUUUUGGAAUAUUAUCUAAACUUUGGUUUUAAAAUUCAACCAGUCGACCGAAUUUUUUUUUUUUUUUUUGCAAGUCGAAAGAACAUUUCUUGUACACCGUGUACACCAAAAAUUAGCUUUCUUAACACUUAAUUGCAUACCUGAACUAAAAAUGCAUCCAAGUAAUUUAAGGCGCCAUAAAAAAAGCAAAAAUAACAGAACAAAAUUCACCUACGACAAUCGAGCUUCAGAAGGCAAACAGAUCAAUAAAAAAUCGGAAAGUUUCGUUUGUAGUUUAACCUUAUUUUCUUCCCGAAAAUUACGUACAUCACAAAUUAAAACGGGCCGGAACUUAUCCGAACUUUAAAUAUCCGAACUUAUCUAGGAAAGAUCGAAGCUACUCAGUCUGCAAGCAGGGUAGUAUAAAUCAUGUCAAGAUAAAGCUAAAUUUUCAACUUAAACGGGUCUAAAUAGGGAAUGAAUUUUCAAAAGAAAGGUCUUAUGUGAGAGUUCAGUGAAUCGUGUUUUUUAUUUUUAGCUAAGUGUGAGCAGAGUAAAACGUUUUAUAUCCUGAAGUAUUGAGAUAAUGAAACCGCCUAUAUGCAUUGAUUUCUUUUCUUUUGAUCCACUUGUCCAUGUCUUCAGAUAGGUUCAUCCUAUUAGGGAUAAAAAUAUUUUUUCUUUUUUCCUCACGCUAAUGAUAUGUUUCAUGUUCAUUUACCGUGCUUAAAUAUUCUCACUGAGGUUCUCCAUACUUCUUUAUUAAGCCAAUUUAAUGUGACGUCCCACAUGUUUUGUCUUCAGCCUAAACGUUACCUUUGAAAUUUACAUAAUGUACAAACUGAGUACUCACAACUGUUGUCUUUGCCAGAUUAAUUGUUGCUGCAGAAUAUUCAAGAGGCCAUCAUGGCUCUUGGUAUGUUGCCAUGUUUAUGCCCCACAGUACGUCCAGAGCGGUUUUCCUGUUGAGAAAUUAAAACCAGUUAACCAAGAGAGUUAUUCCCGAAAUCAGAGUAUUGAAAUAUUCAAAUCAAGACAAAUCACUGAGUUGUCCAGCUCAAGUAGCUUAAGACUUACACCCCUCGAAGGAUAUAAAAAAAUGAGCUAAAAAACGAAGGCUCCAAAAUCAGAAGUUUUGCUUUCUCGAACUAUUAAAAGGUAGCUCGAAUUUUUUUAGCUUUUGUUUGUUUGAGAAGCCUAAUAAAAAGGCUAACAUUAAUUGUGUUAUAAACUAUGAAAAGUGCCGGAAAGUAUAAAAUCGACAACACCGAAUGAAUAUCAAGCUUAAACUUAAUUAGGUUUAAAAUUAAACUUAGUGAUAAUAAGAAGUGAGUAGACUUACCUUUUUAAGUACGUUUCUUUGUUUGAACUUUCAACAUGUCAAAAGAAUCAUUAAGAAAAAUUUUCCAAUGUUUAAACAGCAAUAAAAGGCCAUUGCCAAUUGCAUGACAAGUGAAAUUGAGAGCAAUGUUUUUUUUUCAAGGUACGCGUCAGCCUUGAAUCUUGGCCACCCGCGUCGCAGUGGCGGGAAAUCGCAUUUUGGAAUCCAGUCCUCAAGGGCGCGAUCCAUUCAACCAAAAUUUCCGGAAUAUUUCGGUCCAAAACUCUGGAUCGGUUCGGUCCAACCGGAAAAGUUUCGAAAAAAGGUGGACCAAUUUUCCCGGUCGGACCGAUUGGAAUUUUGGUUGAAUGGAUCGCACCCCAAUACUCUGGAUUAAACCGUCACGUACAUGCAGGAUUCAUUUCUGUUAUUAAGGACCAUUAAGUAAAAAUCAUGUUGAUUACAUCCUUAUAUACAGCAGCUUAAGGCCUGGAGCGUAACAGAAAUUCAUCCUUGGGCUUAAAAUGACUCAAUUAGAGGUGAGCGAGAAAAGGUUUCCUAGCUUUUUGCUAAUGUAACUCUGGUCUAAAACACAAGGAAAACCGUGCCUUCUCUAGAAACCGAUAAAGUUCUAACAAACUGAAAAUGACUGUUAUUAUAAGCUUAUAGUUUUUCCGAAUGUUCGACCUCCCGAUAUUGAUAUAUUUCUGUAGUCUUUUAGUUACUUAACUUUCCAGUGUUUUAUUAUAAUAUUAUUACUAUUUUGCCUGCCCUAAUAAUUUUCACAAUCGCAAGUUUUGAAGAACAACAUAAUGGAAUAUAAAAAUAAAAUAAUAUGCCCCCCCGGCAGCCGGGAAGGGUCUAAGCUGCACGGCAGUCAGAAUGUUUUUUUGAUUUUCUUCAAAAUCUUUUUUUCUAAAUAUAAUCGUUUGAAAGUGUUAUAUCUUCGUUUAGAAUUACCAAGGGAUCAGGAAAUCAGGAAUGGCUUAGCAGUAGAGCGGCUGUGGUUUCUUGGGCAUAGAGCCUGAGAGUCGACGCCGUUUCGACACUUAGAAACAUUCGAGACUCACGAGUACGUUUUCGCACAGGCUAAAUAUCCGGCAGUUUGAAAGCCAUCUGGAAAGUUGGAAAGCCUGUUAGUAAGCCAAAGGAUGCAUACUAGCCUCGAUUAGUUUUCCAAAGCAAUAACGAAAAUAUUAAGUGCUUUCAUUAUGAAACCUUAGAGUCAAUGCACUGUGUGAAUCAACUAACGUGUGGGAAAAAAGGGUGCAAAGGCAAACGCAGUGCGAAUUACGGCCCAUAACAAACGGGAAAGGCGGUCCCUGAUAACACCAAAUUAAAUAUAGCCAGUUAUAAAAAAAAACAACUAACGAGUCACGAACGAUAAGGAAUAACAAGACGAGCUAGUAACCAGACUAAAAGGGGCGUAAAAGACGUGAGAGCUCAAACAGAAUAAUAACCAUACGACUAACUUAUAACAGAAAUCGCGACGAUAACUGUGAUCCUCGGUUAUCUCCUUCGCGAUAAUGGCACUGAGAUUGCGGACGCGAACUUAAUUAGAAUUGAUCGUGAUCACCACCUGGCGAUCGCGAUUACUGCACCACGAUCGAGAGCAAUAUGGCACUCGACGAUCGCCGAUUACAACUUAACUAAAUCGCACCGCGAUCGCAAUCACCGCUUCGCAGUAAGUAAAAUGCCCCUGCGAUCAAGAUUACCAAACCGGGAUCGUAGUCCUGACAUAUAAAUCACGGAUUUGACUUUACUAAAUCAAGCCGCGAUCGUGAUCAUCACGCCGCGAUAAGUACAAUGUCGCUGCCAUCGCGGAUACUAUUUUUCAAAAUCGCACGACCCCAUCAGCUGCUUAUAAGCGUUUAAUAUCAUCGAGCUAAAAUAAAAACUGUCUGUCUUCGCGAUCGCAAUCAUCUUCCUGCGAUCACGAUCAUUCCGCUGAGAUCGCUAUAACUUCGCCACGAUCGCUCUAUCUUCACCAUCCUGACCCUGAGAUCGCGGAUAAUAUUUUUCUGAAUCGCGCCGCGAUCGUAAUCUUCUUCCUGCGAUCACGAUCAUCGGGCUGAGAUCGUUAUAACUCCGCCGCGAUCGCGAUUUCAUCGUCAGCAUCGCAAUCCUAAACUUGGGAUCGCAGAUACGAUUUUUCAAAAUUGCGCCGCGAUCGCGAUCAUCUUCCCGCGAUCACGAUCAUCACGUUGAGAUCGCUAUAACUUCGCCGCGAUCGCUCUAUCUUCCCCGCGAUCGCGUUCACCACGCCGCGAUAAGUACAAUACCGCUGCGAUCGCGAUUUCAUCGCCAGGAUUGCAAUCCUGACUCUGAGAUCGCGGAUAAUAUUUUUCUGAAUCGCGCCGCGAUCGUAAUCUUCUUCCUGCGAUCACGAUCAUCCUUCUGAGAUCGUUAUAACUUCGCCGCGAUCGCGAUUUCAUCGCCAGUAUCGCAAUCCUGACCUUGGGAUCGCAGAUACGAUUUUUCAAAAUUGCGCCGCGAUCGCGAUCAUCUUCCCGCAAUCACGAUCAUCGCGUUGAGAUCGCUAUAACUUCGCCGCGAUCGCGAUCACCACGCCGCGAUCGCGAUCACUACGCCGCGAUCGCGAUCAUCGCGUCGCUAUUGCAAGCGCGAUUUACUUCAAUUGCAUCGCGAUCGCUGAUAUCGCGCCGCGAUCAAAAUCAUCGCGCCGCGAUCGCGAUCACCGCGUCGCGAUCGCGAUCACCGCGUCGCGAUCGCGAUCACCGCGUCGCGAUCGCGAUCACCGCGCCGCGAUCGCGAUCACUACGCCGCGAUCGCGAUCAUCGCGUCGCUAUUGCAAGCGCGAUUUACUUCAAUUGCAUCGCGAUCGCUGAUAUCGCGCCGCGAUCAAAAUCAUCGCGCCGCGAUCGCGAUCACCGCGUCGCGAUCGCGAUCACCGCGUCGCGAUCGCGAUCAUCGCGUCGCGAUCGCGAUCACCGCGCCGCGAUCGCUAUAACCUCGCCGCGAUCGCGAUCACCACGUCGCCAUCGCGGGCGCGAUUAAUCUAAAUCGCGCCGCGAUAUGCACAAUCGCGCCGCGACCGCUGCCAUCGCUCCGCGAUCGCGGUCAUCGCGGCGCGAUCGCUAAUAAAUUUUUACAAGGGACUAAUUUUUAUGAGACUCAUGUUCGGUUGGCUUAAUUCUAUUUUUAAUUAUUAAAAAUAGAAGUUAAACCAACCAAGCAUUUUUUAUUAUUAAAAAUGGAAGCUAAACCAACUAAACAUGAGUUUCAUACAUAAGGUCAACUAAAGUUUAAAUCCUACAAUAUUAGAAAUCUCUGUGUGAUGUCUAACAGUUCUUUUUCCUAUCCUUAAAGAAAUUGAUGAUGUUCUCAAUUAUCUGGAAACUUGAAGAUAGAAUAAACAUUAUCAUACUAAACUCUGUAUAUUUUAAAUGUAUAUGGUAACUUUUCUGUGUUCCUCAUGCAAAUGAAGAACUGCUGUUACAAGUUUGGUGGUGUAAAAUUUGAUCGUUUUUGUCUUUAAGGUUACACCUACUCUGAAGACCGAGUUGUUCGAGAUGGAAACCUGGUAACUAGCAGAGGACCUGGUACUGCUUUUGAGUUUGGUAUUGAACUUGUACGUGCUGUACGAGGUGAUGAUGGUGAAGCUGAGAAGCUCGCUGGCCCAAUGCUGAUUAAAUAA
Porites lobata is the source of this 6643-nucleotide messenger RNA. The record is from the annotation of a GenBank genome assembly. NCBI's taxonomy places the organism in Eukaryota, Metazoa, Cnidaria, Anthozoa, Scleractinia, Poritidae.